GUAGAACAGCCGCUGCCUCCUCUCUUUGAUCCAACAAAGCGCCAAAAAUCCGGUUGCCAUGGCAGCUGUGUAGAAAAUAAUGCCAAUGCUGGCCAACGCUUUCAUUGUUACGACAGUGCCUCCUACAAUAACGGACGAAAACCAAUCCUCGGAGGCAAGGAGUCUGGGGCCACCUUUAUGCCCCCAGUGAGUUCAGGAUAGAGCCCUGGUGAGGAAACUCCAAUGUAUUCUGAUUCCAAAAUGUAGCAUUCUGCUAAUGAGCUGUCUAGUUGGGAACAAAUAGUUUUAAAUUAAAUGCCCUCUCUAUACUUAUCACUUAAGAGAGGGCUACAUACUGAGUUUACUCAGUUGUUUUUCUUUAACAUUGGGUAUAUGUUUACUUAAGUACUAAACUUACGCUGCGUGAUUCAUAUUAAGCCCUAUGAAAACACGGUCUUCAGAAUUAGGGAUUGAACUAAGCAUGGUUGGGGUGGUUCCCCCUCCCGUGUGGGGGAAAAUUGUGAAAUUUCAAAGGUGAUUUGUGCCAUUUUAAGCACAUAACAUUCUUAUCUUUAAAAAUCAUAGGGGGAGAGGGGUUCUGCCCACGCUUUGUAAAUCGAUCAUCACUCAGUAGGUCAUAAUUCAACGGGAGUUAGUUCUGAACUCAGAAUGUUUUUGUAUUCCGACUGCCCGUUGAAAAAUGACACGGGGCAAAAUUCCACGACUUUGGGAUUUCUUUUCAACGUUGAAAAAUGAUCUCGGGCAUUUAUCCAUACCAGGUCAAAAUCUUAUGAUGCACCGUGUCCAAGUAUUGAAUAAAUUCAUAAAAAGAGGUUUAGUGUUGUUUUUUCAUUCACAUUGAAUAUUCGUAAGAAUAAGGUUGCUAAAUAUCUUGCUAUGGCACUGUUGGUAAGCGUGACAUUGGUGGUUCAGUGCAGUAACGAGGAGGAUGAAUUGGUGUGUAAAAUACAUGUACAUGUAGUAUGUGCACCGACGAACAUGUGAUCGCGUCAAGAUACAGUGCAUUUUUAAAAAUAGAACUUAAAAUGAGAGGAUGAAAAAUCCUGGCAAAGUACUUAUCUGUUGAUACUUAUUCUCGAUUAACUUCCAGCAAGGAUGAAUUACUUAAAAAAAAAAAAAAACCAACACACACUAACAAUAAAACCAAAAAAAAACCCACCACUUAUACGUAUGAAAUUAUUGGAAAAUACACAACCCUGAUCUCUAUCAAAAAUGGAAGUUAACAUCCGUUUUUGCCUAUUUCAAGUUCACAACGCUUCAUUUAUUAUUUUAAAAAAAGAAUUCUUAGUAGCACAAGUUAGAGAGGGGAUAAAUAAAUAACUUGUUUGCAGGUAUCGCGACGCUUUUAAAAAAAAACCUUAGAUGUAUAGAUCACAAAUGUUUCCAACCUCCGAGCUGAAAAUCGUCCAAAUGCCAUAGGCAAACAAUGCACUUGUUAUCACAUGUUACAUUGUUGAAAAAUAUCAAACUGCGACAGUUUUGGUCUCCCACUUACGGACAUAGUGGCAAUUAGUCACACAAUCUGGUACAAACGAAGCGUGAAUCACUGGGUCCUUCAUAACACAACCUGCACUACAAAGUGACGCCUGAAGUUAAUGAGCGAGUUGUCUUGGCCUUUAGCACAGACGUUUAGUAGUUGACCACAAAUAGUGGACAUUUAUGACAGUCCAAUGUUCCGUUUGUUAUUUUACGUAGAAUCAGGAUUCACACGGAUUUCUCUCUCGUAAAUUAUGGUAUUUAACCUGACAGUGUGUUCAUUUAAAAUAUUGUUGGUAUUUCCAAAAACCAGACAUUGAACUUUUAAGGAAUCAAAUACAGUAUAUGGAUGGCAUGGUCGUGGAAGUAUGCUAACAUAGAUUAAUCGUCACUAGGAAGUGGAUUUACCAUUAUCAACAUGGCCGUCUCUGUUUCGUCUGACAACAUAAAUGUGAAUGAGACAAUAUUUACUACUGAGUUUAUAAGCACUACCGGUGGAGUAUCUCCCUGUGGGCAAUCUGAGACUCUCGCCGAAUACUUAAUAUCUAAACUGAACACGGAGGAGAAAUUCCGUCAGAUUCCACUCACAUUAUUUUUGGUCAUUCUUUCAGUAACAGGAUUUAUAGGAAAUGUUUUAGUCUGUUUUAUUUAUGGCAGAGUGUACAAAAUUUCGAAUUCGCGCACCUUUAUAAUGAGUCUUGCAGUGGUUGACUUAUUUACUUGUACUAUUGGUAUCCCUAUGGAAAUAGCUACUUUAUUGGACCAGUAUCAGUUUGACUCGCCAUGGACAUGUAAAAUCUCUCGAUUUACAAAUAUUUUUACAACUAUCACUUCUGCUGUAGUGCUUGUGCUGAUUGCGAUGGAUCGCUACAGGAAGAUCUGUCGCUCUCUGGAAUGGCAGAUUACAAACAAGCAUUCCAAGAUUCUGUGUCUUGCUUCCGUGUUUGCUGGAAUCGUGCUGUCUUGGCCCGCCCUUCCCCUUUAUGGAAUAAAAACAACAGAACUUGUACUUUCGUCCACUCUCAAUGGCACAUCUACCGAAUGUUCCAUUGAUGAUUCGUCCAAAAACACUUCGCUUCCACUUGUAUACGAAGCACUGCAUACUCUGGUGUUUCUUGUUGGGGUUUUCUCUCUUGUGAUAUUGUACAUACUUAUUGGCAGACGUGUUCGAUUUUUCGCGCACAAACAUGAGGCUCGGAGAAGUAGCUCCUCCAAUGGUUUGGAUACAAUUGAACAACGGAAAGAGAAUAGGAGAACUCGGCGAGAAAAACUACAGAAAAUUCAGAACGAGGCGUCGUCCUCUGAUGGCGAUUCUGUUGUGUCAACGGAUACUAAGUCAUCUGUGGUGAGAAACUCACCACUGAAACAUAAAAUUAGUUUUACUCUGUCCUCAGGUGUGGGACAGAAUGCCGUUGAUAUGAAACCAGGUUCAUCAACCCUCAGCAGAAAUGACUCUACCAAUCUGAACGCACCUAUUAUGGACAGACAGGCAAGGAAUAGGAAGACACUUGCUCGAAAUACGACCUAUCUUAUGUUCAUCAUAUCUGUUGUGUUUAUUUUAAAUUUUGUGCCAGUACUCACUUUAGUGUUAAUACGUGAAGUAAACAAGGAUUUUGUCGAGAAUAUGUCUGACUCUGAGAGAACUGCCUACCGCUUCUUUUUAAGAUCCUAUUAUAUUAGCGCUGCUGUGAAUCCGAUCAUUUACUCUAUUUUUGACAGACGCUUUAGAAAAGCUGUUCAGAGUACUACGCGAGAAUUGUUCGACAAUCUUUCUUGUUGUAAAUCUUCAUAAAUGGGGGUAAACCAUUACAAAUUUUGGUAUAUAAAUCCAAUUACUAAAAUUAAAACUUGGAAUCUAAGGUCAACCUCUAUGAUCAUUAGUGAUAAUUCACGAUAGUGAUAAUUAAACGUUCAUCAUCAUUGCGUCAUGUACAUAUGUUUAGGAAUGGUAAAUUCGAUGAAUCAUAAUGUAAUUUUUCAGUUUGUAAGCUAGUUGUCAUUUUGUAAUGUCUAUCUAGUAAAUUCAAAGAGUACAUACAUAAUCUUGACCGUUGGUCAAGGUUGUCGAACCUUAUUGGAUUCAGUCUUCAUGGACACCUCUCAAUGAUGGGCUCAAGGGCCAUAAGAAACAGGGGCAUGUUUUAUCAAUGUGCGUAUACAUACGACCUACUUUGCCAGAUCGAUAGGAAUGGUGCAUAAAUAAUUUGGUUCCGGGUAUCUCGCGUUCCGACCGGAAGCAUAAAAACACGACUUCAGGGAAUGUUCCAGCAUUGCUUCGGUAUGUUAUUCUCAUGGUCAUUAGAAUGUAUGAUACUAAAUGAAUUCAUUUUUUGUGGGUAAAAUAAUAUAUGAUAUUGAAAAGGUAUAUUGAAGACUAUAUACAUGAAGAAAUCUAACUUGUGAUUUUGUGCAACUGAACCGUAAACAUUUGAAAUUAUGCAUUUCCUCACAAAAUAAACAGAUACAACUGUU
Messenger RNA from Ostrea edulis (European flat oyster), 3948 nucleotides. RefSeq names its product alpha-2A adrenergic receptor-like. NCBI's taxonomy places the organism in Eukaryota, Metazoa, Mollusca, Bivalvia, Ostreida, Ostreidae. Gene Ontology annotation, biological process: neuropeptide signaling pathway. Gene Ontology annotation, molecular function: neuropeptide receptor activity. Gene Ontology annotation, cellular component: membrane. The record is from RefSeq and is a predicted model, not a curated record. The coding region runs from base 1895 to 3268 and encodes 457 amino acids. The transcript is spliced from 2 exons.